GGGCGGCUGAGGGCGGCGGGCGGCGGCGGGCAGCGGCGCGCAGGGCAUGCCAACCGCCUCGCCCCGAUGUUUCACUGGGGCAAGUGGAAGAAGAGGAUGGGAGCGAGCGCCUCCUCCUCCAAGAGACCGGUCUUCGACGAGCGGGAGGACGUGAACUUUGACCACUUCCAGAUUCUCCGGGCGAUUGGGAAGGGAAGCUUUGGCAAGGUGUGCAUCGUGCAGAAGAGAGACACCGAGAAGAUGUACGCUAUGAAGUACAUGAACAAACAGCAGUGCAUCGAGAGGGACGAGGUUCGCAACGUCUUCAGGGAGCUGGAAAUCCUGCAGGAGAUCGAGCACGUCUUCCUGGUGAACCUCUGGUACUCCUUCCAGGACGAGGAGGACAUGUUCAUGGUGGUGGACCUGCUCCUCGGCGGUGACCUGCGCUAUCACCUGCAGCAGAACGUGCAGUUCACGGAGGAAACGGUCAAGCUGUACAUCUGUGAGAUGGCGCUGGCCCUCGACUACCUCCGCAGCCAGCACAUCAUCCACCGGGAUGUAAAACCAGACAACAUCCUCCUCGAUGAGCAAGGUCAUGCACAUUUAACAGAUUUUAAUAUUGCAACAAUAAUUAGGGACGGUGAAAGAGCAACUGCAUUAGCUGGAACAAAGCCAUACAUGGCCCCGGAGAUCUUCCAUUCCUUCCUGAGCGGCGGGACGGGCUACUCCUUCGAGGUCGACUGGUGGUCACUGGGAAUCAUGGCAUACGAGCUGCUGCGGGGCUGGAGGCCGUACGACAUCCACUCCAACAACCCCGUGGAGUCUUUAGUGCAGCUCUUCAGCACUGUGAGCGUUCAGUACUCGUCUGCCUGGUCAAAAGAGAUGGUUGCUCUGCUGCGGAAGCUGCUGACAGUGAACCCUGAGCAUCGCUUUUCCUGCCUGGCCGACAUCCAGGCCUCGGCGUACCUGUCCAGCGUGGUUUGGAGCGACGUCUGCAGGAAGCAAGUGGAGCCAGGCUUCGUCCCCAACAAGGGCCGCCUGCACUGCGACCCCACCUUCGAGCUGGAGGAGAUGAUCCUGGAGUCCAGGCCCUUGCACAAGAAGAAGAAGAGGCUUGCAAAGAACAAGUCAAGGGAUAACAGCAAGGACAGCUCACAGUCUGAAAAUGACUAUCUCCAAGAAUGCCUUGAAGCUAUCCAGCAAGACUUUGUCAUCUUCAACAGAGAGAAGCUAAAGAAGAGCCAAGAGCAGCCCAGCGAGUCCGUGUUGCCCCCUGAGACCACCGAUGAAGGCGAGACGGAGGCCGAGGCCGAGACCUCCAACCUGACCAUGUGCAGCUCUGUGUGCUCCACGGCGGGCAGCAGCUAGGCUGCAGCAUCCUGCGCCACGCCAGGAGCAUCCUCAGGUCGUGCUGAGCACCACAGGGUGUCCCCCGACACCCCGCAGCACCCACAUGGGUCUUGCAAAGCUGUAGCAACAGAGACGGUUCUCACAGAGCUGCACCCUGCAGUUAUGGAUCACCAGUGGGCACAUGGGCUGCCUGCCGUGGGUAUGGGUACUGCUAUGCAACGUGUCAGAGGAGGCAGAGCAGCUUCUUCACGUGUCCUUUCUCAGUGUCAGGUUGCUGACCUGAUCUGCACAUGGUUUUGGUACAGUGACAUGGCAAGAAAGGGAGUCACAUCCUUGGGUACAGCCAGGGAAGGCACCGAGCAGGUGUGGAGGAGGCCGAAUGGGGGGGUGUAAGUUUUCCGUUGGCAUUCCCUGUUGGCAAAGGUGGCUGUGGGGACCAGCAGCCCUCCGUGUGCAGCACCAGCACCUCUCCGGGCUGUGGCGGGUGGCACCAGCCUCCUGGGAGCCUUGGGCUGGUGGGUCUGGCAGCAUCAGGAUGUCCCAGGCACGUCCCUGUCCUCGUCACCUCUCAGAGUUUCUUCUCCACCUCGGGGCAAACAGCGGUGUUUGUGCACUCCAUGAGUUCUGCAGGGGUUUGGGCAGGAUGUAACGUGCAGGUGAGGUGCAGGAUGUACCUGAAUGUUUGAUUUCUUCACGUGCCUGCUGUGAGUGGUGAGGAGCUGUGGGAACAGACCUCGCUUGGAGGAUGCCGUUUACCACAGGCUCAGGUUUUAUUGGAGCAAAGUGCUGGCCUUGCAAUGCUGCUCGGUUAUGAAUGAUGGGAAGAUCUUAUUUCACCCUUCGAUUCACUUUCUUUCCAGUGUAAACUACAAGUACUGUAUAUAACUUACCAAUUCCUGUUUUAGCUUCUUAAUGAGACAGGAGCUCUUGCCUUGCUCUGGCUGUGGCUGUUGGCUUUCUUCUUGUUUCAGAAGCCUUCACUAGUUGCUUAAUCUGUAGAGUGGCUUUUGGUUGCUGCUGCUGAAGACGAGCGGUGGGUUCCGCUGCACCUUGGUGAUACUCAGGGUUGCAACACGGCUGCGCUCACUGUCACACUGCCAACACCCCUGUGCUGCCAGGUUAGCAGGGUGCAGCUUUGCAUCCUCACUGCCUGUUCCUGGUGCAGAAAUGGGUACAAGAUGUUUUUAACAGAUGCAGACGCUUUCAGGACAAUUUUUGAUGUGUUUUUUGUUUCUGUGAAUAAAAAAGGGAAGCUGGUACAAGACAGUUUAUAUGAAACAUGACACGAUGCAUUCCUUUUCCACAGUUUUAUGUGGAAAUUAGUGCAUGGCUCAAAUCCUGCAGAACCAGAUUCCCACAGGAGUCUGUCCAGGAGGUGCUGGGUGUGCAAGCAUGGCUCCCAGGAGGGAAGCCAAAGCUCUGCCGCCCAUUGCACAGUUAUGUUCGGGACAGAGCCAGGAGGAUGCUGUUGGAUGUGAUGAGCAUCCCGACCUUCGGCCUGGAUAGGGACCAGGGUCACCCUGUGGGGUCCCAGCGCUGCUGUGGGCCCUUGCACAGGGACACCUCAUGCCUUUUGAGGAGCUGUGUUAAUGACAGGCUGCAGGGAACAGCUCUCAGAUGAACACCGUCCCCUGAUCCGGGCUGUGCUGGGGGACCUGCCCUCCCUGCCCUGAGUCAUUUCCAGUCUGAUUACUGGGUAACUCCAUUACCCUCAUCACCCAAUUACCUGCUUCUGCACAUCAGAGCACCUGUGUGUGCCUGUGGAUGGGCUGUGUGCUGCUGGUGAGCAGCCCCUGCUCCUGGGGGGACAGCCUGGUCCUCGCUCCCCUGCUUCCUUGUGAAAAGAGGCUUUGGACAAGGGC
Messenger RNA from Pezoporus flaviventris, 3191 nucleotides. It is a transcript of the gene STK32C, whose product is annotated as serine/threonine kinase 32C. Lineage: Eukaryota; Metazoa; Chordata; Aves; Psittaciformes; Psittacidae. The coding region runs from base 67 to 1347 and encodes 426 amino acids. Gene Ontology annotation, molecular function: G protein-coupled receptor binding; ATP binding; G protein-coupled receptor kinase activity. The transcript is spliced from 13 exons. The record is from RefSeq and is a predicted model, not a curated record. Gene Ontology annotation, biological process: regulation of signal transduction; G protein-coupled receptor signaling pathway; protein phosphorylation.